CUUACAUUUCAUUUCAAACUCUCAUCAUCGUCAGCAGGCACUUUCCUUUCCCCCCUCUUCUCAUUGCCUUCGGUGGGCCAAAGGUGGUGUAUAAUAGCUUUCUUGGUUGCUUCCCUGUCCUGCUGGCCUCUAUCGUUUUGGGGGGGCGUUUACACACUAUCUAAUUGCCCACGGAUCUCGUAAUAUUUAUAUAUCAACCCAGUAGACCAAGCGGAUACCACUCCCGUCGUCAGUUACAGGGUACCGCCAUCCGUUGUCGUCUAAUCGCGACGAACGUGGAAGGAAUCCAUCUUAUUAUAACCGGCAGCUGCAGACGGACUCGGAUUUAAUUGCCACGGACCUUUUUUCGAUUGUUUAUAUUGUUUGGCAUGGAAGACGCCUACGAUUCAGGGCCAGCUUACUCGGGAUUCAUGGAGAACCAACCUACGAGGGCGACGUUGUACAUGCCUAUAGCGUCGCCGCCGACACCAGCACCAUCGCCUGGACCACCGAACGUUGCAAUGUCCUUGUCACCAUUUCCACAAACGCCGACUCUCCGCCGUCAGUACAUAUCUGCGCUCCUUUCUACUUGCACCCCGACAGAACUACUGUAUAUCUCCACGACGAUAGCGCCUUUGCUCAAACGCGAUUUCCUCUAUUCCCUCCCAACGGAGCUAGCGCUACAUAUCUUGAGCUGGGUGGACGACCCCAAGACGCUGGCAAGGGCUUCGCAAGUGAGCCGGCAUUGGAGGAAGCUGGUGGAGGACGAGGGUGUGUGGAGGAGGAUGUGUAGGCUUUGGGAGUUUGGUUCCCCGGUGCAGAGAGUGAUACGGGAUGUUGGGGAUGAGGAGGAGGAAUUUUGGAGGCAGGGAAAGAGAAAGCACAGACACCAUUCCAGCGCAUCGUCGUCUUCCUCCUUCGCCUAUUUUCUUUCCUACAGAUCGCAUUUCAAGCACUCGUACUCGACUAUGAUGAAUUGGCGCUACAGCGGCCGUCUGCUUCGUGCCCACCGUGUGCCGGUAGUCAACCCAACGAAUGGCGUUAUCACCUCCAUCGCUUUGGAUGAUGAUUGGGUGGUGGUGGGACUUGCAAAUUCGCGAAUACACGUUUUUAGCGCCCGUACGGGUGUCUUGGCUCGGACGCUUGUGGGCCACGAAUCCGGCGUCUGGGGAGUAUGUCUCGUCAGUUGCGGAGGGAAAAGGAGGAAGAAGGAAUCGGGAAGCAUGGCUAUGGAGGAGGAUGGUGAGGAGUGGAAUAUUCCUCAUUCGCUACGAGUCGCCCUCGGUUUAGAAGGUUUAGACGAGGACGAAGAUGAUGACGACGACACUGAGAACCCGCACUUUGGGGUCUGUGGUGCGUCGGAAGGAUGGGGCCAGCCGAAUUCGCUCGUCGUCAGCGGGGGCUGCGACAAAGUGAUACGGGUCUGGGAUGCAAAGUCGGGAUACUGCAUAUACGUCUUGCAUGGUCAUACAUCGACGAUUCGGUGCAUCAAGAUGCUGCAGAAUCGACCGAUUGCAGUGAGUGGAUCUCGGGAUUCGACGCUGCGUGUGUGGGAUGUGCAGAGGGGGAAGAUGCUGAGAGUGUUGGGUGGGCAUCAUGAUAGCGUGAGGUGUCUGGAUGUCUAUGGGAAUAGGGCCGUCAGUGGGAGCUAUGAUCAUACUUGCCGGGUAUGGAAUGUCGAUACGGGCCGGUGCAUCCAUGUCUUGCGAGGACACUAUCAUCAGAUAUAUUCCGUCGCGUUUGACGGGGUACGUAUAGCCUCUGGGGGUCUAGAUACCACUGUUCGAGUUUGGGAUGCCGAGACUGGCGUCUGCAUUGCUAUGCUUCAAGGACACACGGCGCUUGUCUGCCAGCUCCAGCUGUCGCCUACGAUCCUCGCAACGGGUGGGUCUGACGGACGAGUGAUUACUUUUUCACUGUCAUCAUACAACGUUCUGCACCGUAUCGCUGCGCACGACUCUAGCGUGACAAGUUUGCAGUUUGAUGGGCGGUGGUUGGUGACAGGUGGAAACGACGGGAGGGUGAAGUUGUUUGAGACUGAUACGGGGCUCCAUGUGAGGGAUUUGACUGAGGCUAGUGAGAGUGUGUGGAAGGUGGCGUAUGGGAGGGAUAGGGAGACCCUUGCGGUUAUGUGCCGUAGGGCGGGGAAGACGGUAAUGGAGAUUUGGAGUAUGAAGCCUGGAGAGGACAUUUAGAUUUGUUGCAACUGUUGUUUUUAUGGUUUUCCUGUUGGUAUCGUAGUUUAAUGGUUGUUAUAAUAUACACAUUGCGAAUACAUUCUUUUCAGUCUUCAC
Molecule: messenger RNA, 2273 nt
Organism: Desarmillaria tabescens
Lineage: Eukaryota; Fungi; Basidiomycota; Agaricomycetes; Agaricales; Physalacriaceae
Product: WD40 repeat-like protein
Exons: 6
Coding region: 369-2174 (601 amino acids)
Molecular function (GO): protein binding
Source: RefSeq, a predicted model, not a curated record